Messenger RNA from Elephantulus edwardii (Cape elephant shrew), 984 nucleotides. It is a transcript of the gene RHEB, whose product is annotated as Ras homolog enriched in brain. Lineage: Eukaryota; Metazoa; Chordata; Mammalia; Macroscelidea; Macroscelididae. The transcript has 8 exons. The record is from RefSeq and is a predicted model, not a curated record. The coding region runs from base 14 to 568 and encodes 184 amino acids. Gene Ontology annotation, cellular component: plasma membrane. Gene Ontology annotation, molecular function: GDP binding; GTPase activity; GTP binding. Gene Ontology annotation, biological process: small GTPase-mediated signal transduction.
GGAGGCCGAGAAGAUGCCGCAGUCCAAGUCCCGGAAGAUCGCCAUCCUGGGCUACCGGUCCGUGGGGAAAUCCUCAUUGACAAUUCAGUUCGUUGAAGGCCAAUUUGUUGAUUCCUACGACCCAACCAUUGAAAACACUUUUACAAAAUUGAUCACAGUAAAUGGACAAGAAUAUCACCUUCAACUUGUAGACACAGCUGGACAAGAUGAAUAUUCCAUCUUUCCUCAGACAUACUCUAUAGAUAUUAAUGGUUAUAUUCUUGUGUACUCUGUUACAUCAAUCAAAAGUUUUGAAGUGAUUAAAGUUAUUCAUGGCAAAUUGUUGGAUAUGGUGGGAAAAGUUCAAAUACCUAUUAUGUUGGUGGGAAAUAAGAAAGACUUACAUAUGGAAAGGGUGAUCAGUUAUGAAGAAGGGAAGGCUUUAGCAGAAUCUUGGAAUGCAGCAUUUUUGGAAUCUUCUGCUAAAGAAAAUCAGACUGCUGUUGAUGUUUUUAGGAGGAUAAUUUUGGAAGCAGAGAAAAUCGAUGGAGCAGCUUCGCAAGGAAAGUCGUCAUGCUCAGUGAUGUGAAUCUACUGCAAAACCUGAGGACACUGGGAAUACCUUUACCUGAAGAAGCAAACUGCCCAUUUUCCUUUAUGAUAAACUAUGCUUCUUUUUUCUUCUUUUGUCCUGAAAUACAUCAUUUGGGUCAGAGCUUCUCCCCAUUCCCCACUUUCAGAUUAUGUUAAACUCUGACUCUGUCCAAAUGAGUUCACUUCCAUCUUCAAAUUUUAAGCAAUCAUAUUUUCAAUUUAUAUAUUGUAUUUCUUAAUAAUAUUAUGACCAAGAAUUUUACCGGCAUUAAUUUUUCAGUGUAGUUUGUUGUUUAAAAUAAUGUAAUCAUCAAAAUACAUAUUGUUACACUACUCUAAACUAAGCUUGAUAUAUCAGUGUUUAUUUCAUUGUGUUAAAUGUAUACUUGUAAAUAAAAUAGCUGCAAACCU